This is a messenger RNA of Racocetra fulgida, 281 nucleotides long. NCBI's taxonomy places the organism in Eukaryota, Fungi, Glomeromycota, Glomeromycetes, Diversisporales, Gigasporaceae. The record is from the annotation of a GenBank genome assembly.
CCCGGGAAAAAUUUCACCAAGAACAAGAAAGAAAAAUCAAGUUAGCCAAAUUUCACGAGGAAAGAGGGAAAGAGGGUUGUUCGUGCUAUGAUUGUAAAGAAAAAAAAGAAAUUCGCCGUGAGGUUAAACAAAGAUACGAUGCCUACUGGCAAGAGAAAGAAAAACCGGGCGAAAGAGAGGAAGUGGAAAACGAAUACGGGGAGUGCUACGAAAAUAAGAUGGUGAGUGUUGAGAGUGGACUUUGUCGGAAGUGUGAACGAGAAUUAGAAAAAAAGGCAUAA